UGUGGAGUUCUUCCGUGGGCAGUGAGAAGCAGCCUUAUAGAGAGGGAGCAAUUUAAUUAACUAUCCUUGUCUCUUCUGAUGCUUUCCCCCGGGCUUCCACUUUUAGUUCAUUUGGAGGAAUAUUUCCGGAAGCGCUCCCUUUGUGUGCUUAAUAAUUGGGUGGACACUAAAUCUAGCCAUACUCAAUAAAGUUUCCUAUGGCUUUGACGUCUGCCUUUUGUUUGCAUUAUCAGCUGGAGGAUGUCGGGAGAGACAGGGUUUGUGCAGAGGUGACUGUCAGAAGCUUUGAAUAGGAGUCCUGAGAACUGAGUUCAGAUUUCAUCACCAUCACCAAUUUCUCAAGUUACAUGAGGCAAGUCACUUCUGUCUGGGCCUCAGUUUUCUCAGGUGUAAAAAGAGGACCUAGGUGAUACCAGGUUCUUUCUACUUUUGAAGAUAGCCGGUUUCCAAAGAAUUAACAUCAGCCUGUGAACAAAUAUCAAACAAACAAGAUUAUCUGCGCAUCCAAAAAGAUGAAACCAACUGGGGUACUUUCACAAGGCAACCACGUGAGCACCACAGACUAAUGAGUAGAAUCAAUAAGAACGUGAUUUUGGCGCUUUUAACUUUGACAAGUUCUGCGUUUUUGCUGUUUCAGUUGUACUACUACAAGCACUAUUUAUCAGCAAAGAAUGGAGCCGGUUUAUCAAAAUCCAAAGGAAGCCAAAUUGGAUUUGAUAGCAUACAGUGGCGUGCAGUUAAAAAAUUUAUUAUGCUAACAUCCAGUCAAAAUGUACCUGUGUUCCUUAUUGAUCCUUUGAUUCUGGAAUUGAUUAAUAAAAACUUUGAACAAGUCAAAAAUACUUCUCAUGGCUCUGCUUCAGAAUGCAAGUUUCUCUGUGUUCCAAGAGACUUUACUGCAUUUGCGCUGCAGUAUCACCUGUGGAAGAAUGAGGAAGGCUGGUUUCGGAUAGCUGAAAAUAUGGGAUUUCAGUGCCUAAAGAUUGAGAGCAAGGAUCCCCGGCUAGAUGGGAUAGACUCGCUUUCUGGAACUGAAAUCCCCCUGCACUACAUCUGCAAAUUGGCCGCUCAUGCCAUCCACUUGGUGGUCUUUCAUGAGAGGAGUGGCAACUACCUCUGGCACGGCCACCUGCGACUCAAAGGACACAUCGACAGGAAAUUUGUUCCUUUUCGAAAGUUACAGUUUGGUCGUUACCCUGGAGCUUUCGACAGGCCAGAGCUACAACAGGUUACUGUUGAUGGACUAGUCCUUCUCAUUCCAAAAGAUCCAGUGCACUUUCUCGAAGAAGUACCACACUCUAGGUUUAUUGAGUGCAGGUAUAAAGAAGCUCGAGCAUUCUUUCAGCAGUACCUUGAUGAUAACACUGUGGAAGCUGUGGCCUUUCGGAAGAGUGCAAAGGAAUUGUUGCAACUAGCAGCCAGAACAUUGAAGAAAUUGGGAGUGCGGUUCUGGCUGAGCAGUGGAACUUGUCUAGGAUGGUAUCGGCAAUGCAACAUUAUUCCUUAUAGUAAAGAUGUUGACCUAGGAAUUUUUAUACAGGAUUACAAAUCUGAUAUUAUUUCAGCAUUUCAUGAUGCAGGACUUCCACUCAAACACAAAUUUGGGAAGGUAGAAGACAGCUUGGAACUAUCUUUCCAGGGAAAAGAUGAUGUAAAACUUGACAUUUUUUUCUUCUAUGAAGAGACUGACCAUAUGUGGAAUGGAGGCACUCAGGCCAAAACAGGAAAAAAAUUUAAGUACCUGUUCCCCAAGUUUACACUGUGCUGGACUGAGUUUGUAGACAUGAAGCUUCACGUGCCCUGUGAAACCAUCGAAUACAUUGAAGCCAACUAUGGUAAGACCUGGAAGAUUCCCGUGAAGACUUGGGACUGGAAGCGCUCUCCCCCGAACGUGCAGCCCAAUGGCAUCUGGCCUGUUUCUGAGUGGGACGAAGUUAUCCAGUUAUACUGAGACAGUAGGUUGAAAUGGUAGAAUUCCCCUUGUGGAAAAAAGGUGGGUAGCUAUUUAAAAAAAUGCAUGUGUAUUUGUCAUACGUAAGUAGGAGCCAAAGAAAAAUGACAAGUUUGAAGAUACAGAAAGAGUCCUAACUCCUGAGCCAUCUGCUUUAAUUCUCUCGUUUUACGCUUAUUAAGCAGUCUCCACGUGCCAGGUACACUGCUAGGUUACAGUGGAGAAGCAGAGAUGAGUGAGACAGAUGCUUGCCUCUUUUACCCGUCCUUUGGUAAGCACCCCAAUUUUCCUUCCAGGGAAACACCCCCACCCUUUGAAGAGCUCAUAUAGAAUAUGAUAUGUUCUGUAAAUGCUUUAAAAAUGUAAGAUAAUGUUUGGACUGGAAGAUGAGCUCACCAGGCAAAGCUAAGGAAGGAUAUACUACUUAAAAAUAGCCCAUUCCUGUCCUCAGCGUUUAAGCUGGUGUGUUAGUGCUAUUUUUAAGAUUGUGGAGUCUGAGUUAACGUUCAAGUGAUCAGACUUGAGGUGGCAUCAAGAAAAGACGCUAGCAGAUUCAUGUUACAAGCCACCUGAUGUGGACUUGAUUUAGAGACAAGGCAUCAUUCUAUAAGAGAAUAGAGCUCAUUUCUAGCCUUGUCAAAGAUAAGUGAAUUUCCAUAUACUUACUAUUUUCAUAUUUGUGUGAGAAGAAAGCUUAUGCUGUGUGAUGCUUACAUUUAGAGCUAUUGUGAGAAUAUUUCCACUGACCUCUGAUAGAACUUGCUGACAAAUCAUUCAAGUGAGACCAUUCUACCAGACAUGAUUUUGAGAGGGUUGUGAUUUCACACACUUAUGUUCCCUAUUUUAUUCUCAACCAUCUGUUAGUAAAAAUAUGAACUAUUCAUGGACAUUUUAUAUUUUCUGAAUUUAUAAUCCUUAUACUCCCAAUUUUAAUGUUAACUCUAAAAUAUUAAUAGAAAUACCUCCAGCUUUUCUAAAUGUACUCUUCAGUGUAUUCAUUCAUCAGUUGCAACUCCAUAUCGUUCAUUUCUGGCCUCUAAACCAGUUUAAAUGGCAUGUAAACCUCCUUGCCCCUCUCCUCUUCCAAGACUACAUCAGGUCUCCAAAAUGAAGAUAAAUGGCGAACCUGGCAACUGUUGCCACCCCAGAUCAUAGUAUUUGCAAAGUCUGUAUCCAUCCUAGUUGUUCUAUCUGCUGAAUAUCGAUGGGGCAAGAACACAGACUUCCCCACUUUAUCAAGUGACACCUACUCUGAAACCGUCCAGUUUCCUUUUUCCCCUUGAGAUCCAUCCCUGAGUGAGCUGGGAUGGCUCUGUCCCUUUCAUCUCUCCGUGAGUCACUUUAAUUAUAUAUUUGAAGUGAGAUGUGAAGGGACGUGAAGGCACAAUAAGCACUCCUGUCUUUGUCUGGGAAAGGAAGCUAAGUCUUAUAUUAUCUGCCAGAGUGGCAGAUUUUCCUCUAAAAUAGAGAAUAAUAAGAGUGUCGAAAAUGGCAACCAGAAGGUCUGAGGGAGUGGGCUGACAGAGUUUUCCUAAAAUAAACUUGGGGAAAGUAACCUACAAUCACCCCACUCCAGGUUUUAAACACAAUGAAACUUUUUUUGAUAAAUGAUAACUGAUGGCCUUCCUCUCUUACAAGGAGUUCUCAAUGCAUAAUUGUUGGGUCUUUUCAUACAUAACAUAAUCAAGGUUUUCAGGGACCUUCAUAAAUUAUCAGCAAACUUGUCCCAAAAUGAUAGGCUAUUUUAAUCAGCUUUCUUUUUGCUAGAAAAUCAGCCCGUAGAAAUCAUACCCAAAUUUUAAAUAGCUGAACCUAAUUUCAAUUUUCAUGGUUCAAAAAAUAUAACAUAAUAAUUGUGUUCCUGGGCAAAAACCUACCCAGCUUAGUGAGGGCCAUUUGCUUGUGCUCAGCUUCUAGAAGUGCAUACAUUCCACAUUUCUGCCCAUUUCAAAUUGUGACUCUCACUGUUUGCUAGGGGGUCUUAUCUACCCUAUGUAGGUUAUUUUUCUUUUAUCUGACUCUGGAGUCCGAGGUCUUGAAGUGUCCAAAAUCUAAAAUAUCUUGGCCCCAUUGCCGAAGGUUCCGUAUCCUUCCCUUCACAGACCGCUGGCUGCUGAAAUACUUUUUUUUGACUACCUUCUGGUUUCACAGGCUUCCCCUCUUGGGUCCUACCCUAACUUGAGGAAAUGAAAGCCCUUCCCCAAACUCUGAAGGCUAGGCUUGCCUCUGAUACAGAUUGGGCUGUCCUUCAUCCUGUGCCUCCUAACAGUUGCACUCUGCUGAGUGUCCAGAGACCUUGAGUCAGGGGGAUCCCCCAUCAACACCUCAAAAGAUCACUUUUCUUUCCUCACCUGAGUAUUCCAACAAUAAUUCUCCUAAUCUCACCACUUUCAGGUCCCGUUUUCCUGGCUGACCAGGAGAAAACCUCUUAUACUAACUUGUUGGAAGUUAGGCACCCAGGGAUGUCCCCAGAGGAUCCUGAGAGGCAAGAUUGACAGCCUCUCACGUGACAACCAGGUAGCCACUCAGUCCUCCUCUAAGCAGGGAGUACGUGCCCUUCUUUCUGCUGCGGCUACUUGCAUCUGGCCCCUGGAAUAAAGCUGCAGUUCCCAAAAUUGAGCCUCCCUAAGAAGCUGGGCUUUGGGAUGGCAGGUUUCUUUGAUUUCGGUGCCACAAACCCUGAAAUAUGACCACUAGAUGGCAGAACGUCUGUCACCAUUCCCCCAAAACAAGUGCUCUUGAAUCUUAAAAGCUUAGACCCUCACUGCAACAUUCAUUCUAACGCUCUUAUUUCAUAGCUAAGUAAAUAAGCCCAAAAAGAAGUGAUUUGAGUAAGAAACAGCUGAGACCAAAACUCAAGAGCGUCAUGCCUUCUCCCUUAGGAAGGCAGCAUGUGGUAUAAAAGACCAUGGACUUUUGACUUAGGCCUGGGCUUGAAUCUCAGCUUCAUCACAUGGGAUUUAUGGCGGGGACCCUCUUAGCUUCCAUUUCCACGAGUGAAUUGGGGAAAUGGUGCGUACUGCUAAGGACUUUCUAGUUAGGAUUAAAUGAAAUAUAAAGUGCUUAGCAUCAAGCCUAGGAUUAAGUAAGUACUCAAGAAAUGGUCCCUUUCCUACUUCCAAGUCCUUUUUCUAAUUGUUCUUCAAAUAGGAUUAAAGAAACUGGUUCAGGACACAAUCCUUACUCAGAAAGUUGCAUGACUAAAUUUGUUUAGGAAAAACAUUGCUUCAUUGUAUCAAGGCAUUAAAGAAAAAAUUAUAUGGUUUAUGAAUUCAGAGACAUUACCAAAUUGCCUCCUUUUCUAAACAGAGCUUAUAUUUUCAUUUUACUGGUCAAGCCAUUUUCUCCUAGGGUCUCCUUAUACCAUCCCACGUGCUGCCCAGUUCCUUGGUCCCAAGCAGUUCACUCUCUACCUCCCUAGAUUUGGUACCUGCUCUGCCCUGGGCUUCUUUUUCAACAUUCUAGCUUUUCCUGGAAGUAAAACCUCACUUCCUUGUUACUAAAUCUCUGCCCAGCCAAAAUCAAACAUAAGUCAUGAUUUGGAGAGGAAAGAAUUUGGAAUACUUGGUUUCAUUUAAUUAUCUAUGCUGAUGAAUGCCUAUCUCAGUAGUAAUGAACGGUAAUUAAAAAUACGCAUUUGCACCUUCUUCCCCCAAACUUGUGUUUCUGUUUCAGCUAGGCAAGAAUUAACAGGGUAUGUGAUGCUAUUUUAAGCUGCUCUGCAUCAGACUGAAAUCCUAAUUAUAGUUUAUAAAUAAAACAGAACAAUUAAAUAGUGAUACCUUUCAUACAGGACCAGUGCUAAAGAACGCAAGUAUAAAUUUUUCUAAUAAGAAAUCUCUGCUUCUAUAUUCUCAGAACUUCUAGCUUAGAAUGCACCCCCCAUUGCCAUCCCCUAACCUAACCCAAUGCAGAGAUUAUGUAGGAACCCGUUAGCCAGCCAAGCUGCUGUAUACUUAUGAGCAGCUCUCACUGUGGGAUUGAAAGGGAGUAUAAGGAGAAUCAGAAGUACUGUAUUCUGUUCUAUAAAACAAGAUACUGUCUCAUGCACUAUUAACAAAAAAUUACAAGAUUUUGUAGCCUUCUGAUGACCCAUUCAGAGCAUGGGCAAUUGUUUGUAUAUUUGUUCAGUGAAAAUCAUAUCUAGCUAAUUGUGUGUCCCUUCCACUUCAUAACCAGGACAAUAUGUAUGUAAAUUUUCUAAACAAAGUGAUAUGUUAAACAUGAGUAAAUUCCAGCGUGUGCUUACCAGUUUACUAUUUGGUUUUAUGUUCAGGUACAAAUAAUUUGUGGUACUACUGAAAAUGCCUUUAAUAUUAUUAUUGUGAUCAGAAUUUGUAAUAUAUAAUCCAUUUUGGGAUGAUGAAUAAAGUUUUUCUAAUCACUUGA
This is a messenger RNA of Equus caballus (horse), 6340 nucleotides long. It is a transcript of the gene FKTN, whose product is annotated as fukutin. Lineage: Eukaryota; Metazoa; Chordata; Mammalia; Perissodactyla; Equidae. The record is from RefSeq and is a predicted model, not a curated record. Gene Ontology annotation, cellular component: Golgi membrane.